Etheostoma cragini (Arkansas darter) is the source of this 1877-nucleotide messenger RNA. Its product is annotated as vitamin D3 receptor A. The transcript is spliced from 9 exons. Gene Ontology annotation, molecular function: nuclear receptor activity; zinc ion binding; vitamin D response element binding. The coding region runs from base 127 to 1389 and encodes 420 amino acids. Gene Ontology annotation, cellular component: nucleus. Gene Ontology annotation, biological process: negative regulation of transcription by RNA polymerase II; cell differentiation; positive regulation of transcription by RNA polymerase II. Lineage: Eukaryota; Metazoa; Chordata; Actinopteri; Perciformes; Percidae. The record is from RefSeq and is a predicted model, not a curated record.
ACUGUUAAACCGUGGGGGGCGGGUCUAUGGAGAAGUGCUGCCUGUGACCAGUCUAUGUUGAUAUAGAUCUAAAAAACUGGACUAACAAGCGUGUCUGCUUACGUUGCCCUUCGCAUGGACUAAUUGAUGGAGCCCAUGACGGUGACGACGUCGGUGGCCGGGCCGGACGAGUUUGACCGCAACGCCCCGCGGAUCUGCGGUGUGUGCGGUGACAAGGCCACCGGCUUUCACUUCAACGCCAUGACGUGUGAGGGGUGUAAGGGAUUUUUCAGGCGCAGCAUGAAGCGUAAAGCCUCCUUCACAUGUCCAUUCAACGGAAGCUGCACCAUCACCAAGGACAACCGGCGUCACUGCCAGGCCUGUCGUCUCAAACGUUGCAUUGAUAUUGGAAUGAUGAAAGAGUUCAUCCUGACAGACGAGGAGGUUCAGAGGAAGAAGGACAUGAUAUUGAAGAGGAAAGAAGAGGAGGCAGCCCGGGAGGCGAUGAGGCCACGUCUGAAUGAGGAGCAGGCCCGGAUCAUCUCCAGUCUGGUGGAAGCUCACCACAAGACCUACGAUGCCUCCUAUUCUGACUUCACCCGCUUCAGGCCUCCAGUGCGUGAAGGCCCAGUAACGCGCAGUGCCAGCAGAGCUGCCUCCCUUCAUUCCUUGUCUGAUGCCUCCUCUGACUCAUUCAACCACUCACCUGAGUCUGUAGACACCAAGAUGAACUUCAGCAACCUGUUAAUGAUGUACCAGGACGGCACUAGCAGUCCAGACUCCAAUGAGGAGGACACAAAGCUUUCCAUGCUGCCUCACCUGGCAGACUUGGUCUCCUACAGCAUCCAGAAAGUCAUCGGCUUCGCCAAGAUGAUCCCAGGCUUCAGAGAGCUGACAGCAGAAGACCAGAUUGCUCUGUUGAAAUCGAGUGCCAUUGAGAUCAUCAUGCUGCGUUCAAACCAGUCGUUCAGUCUGGAGGACAUGUCCUGGAGCUGCGGUGGACCUGACUUCAAAUACUGCAUCAAUGACGUUACAAAGGCUGGUCACUCCCUGGAUCUGUUGGAGCCGCUGGUGAAGUUCCAGGUUGGUUUGAAGAAACUCAACCUGCACGAGGAAGAACAUGUGCUGCUCAUGGCCAUCUGCCUGCUCUCCCCAGAUCGUCCUGGUGUCCAAGACCACGGCCGCAUCGAGCAGCUCCAGGACCAUCUGUCAGAGACACUGCAGGCCUACAUCCAGGUCAACCACCCAGGCGGACGCCUCCUCUACGCCAAGAUGAUCCAGAAGCUGGCCGACCUGCGCAGCCUGAACGAGGAGCACUCCAAGCAGUACCGCUCACUUUCCUUCCAGCCUGAGCACAGCAUGCAGCUCACCCCGCUGGUGCUGGAAGUGUUCGGCAGUGAGGUGUCAUAGCAGAGAAGGAGGCACGCUCGCAUACAAACACACACUCAUCACACAUCACAGGACACACAGGACGACCAACCAAUCCUAACCGCCUUUUCCCCAAGAGAACCCCAGCCCUGAUUAUACCUGGACGUGAGGUAGAAAGAUGGAUGAUCAGAUAGGGGGAGAGUACCCUUCAACCCCUUCAGCAUCUCUCCAUCCUCCUCCUCCUCCUGACCUCAAGCAGCAAGGCUCAGAUGCCUGGACCUAUGAAUUUAUAGGUUUUAAGACUUAAAAUGCUCUGGAUUUCUGCAGCACCUGGAUAAACAGAUUAUAUUUGAACCUCUAGAUUUGCAAAAAAAUCACUGCAUUAAAUGUCAAUACAUCACGCAGAUGUCCUGACUCGUGGACAUCUGGAACUGACGGACAUCCUGAUCCUCUCCAAAUUUAGAAACUCCAAAAAGGAAGAUCGCCUUUUCUCAUCACCACCUUUCCCCCGGAUUUCACUGCUGAAUUCC